Molecule: messenger RNA, 2911 nt
Organism: Boleophthalmus pectinirostris (great blue-spotted mudskipper)
Lineage: Eukaryota; Metazoa; Chordata; Actinopteri; Gobiiformes; Gobiidae
Product: circularly permutated Ras protein 1
Exons: 21
Coding region: 135-2342 (735 amino acids)
Biological process (GO): COPII-coated vesicle cargo loading
Cellular component (GO): endoplasmic reticulum exit site; COPII vesicle coat
Molecular function (GO): SNARE binding; zinc ion binding
Source: RefSeq, a predicted model, not a curated record
CUGUGACUAACCAGCAAACCAGCUGUACUGCUGUCAUGAAAGUGGAACCUGUUGGACAACAUGACUAACUUCAGCUGUUGUGACACAGCAGAAGUAUCAGCUUUACAGUAACUACUCUUCAUGAAGGACCAUCAAUGGAAUUUGCUUGUGGAUUUGUUUAUGUGCCUCCUACACAAAAUGCCUUUAAACGAUCAGCUCUGCUGCCUCCACAGAAGUGCAUCCGUCCUCGGGUGCCUCCUCCACCUCCACCAACAUCCACCAGACAGGUGACCUCUUCCUCCACGAUCAUCGAGCAGCUCCCAACCAAUGAAGUGAAGAAGGAAUUAAUGACCACAGUUUUCUAUGAAAACCCCACAUUAAGAAACAGUGUCUUACCUGUCAGCAUGCAAUCUACUCAGAAUUCAGCUAAAAAAACAGCUCUUUUGCCCCCACACAUGCGCGUCGCCCCUUCUCUUGCUAAGCCUCGCUCUGCUUCGUACAGUGAACCCUGGAGACCUGACAGUCAGUAUGAAGUCCCCCCCUGUGAGCCUGAUUUAAACAGCCAGCCCUGGGACCCAAACUACACAUACCGCAUCCCUGAGAGCUUUGAGAGCUCUGAUAGUGUGUAUGAGACACGGCUACCAGGCAGAAAGAACACGAUUCCAACUCUCCCUCCUCGACCGGCCAAUAUGCAGUCAAUGCCUGAGUAUUUGAUGAUUCUACCAUCAGUACCCUCUACAACAAAAUCAGCUCUUCAGCCUGUUGAAAAUACUUCCAAAAAGUUUGACAAUGGACCACUUCCAGGAAACCCUAAUGUAGUUCUUGUCAGUUUGGGAAAGAUGCUGUAUGAAGAAAGAGUGCAGCUUAUACAAGGAGAGCCUGUAUCUUGCUCCAAAUGUGGCUCCGUGCUGGACUCCAUUUAUGCAAAUGUGGUGGAAGUGUGCUACUUCUGUAAAGACAAGCAGACGACUGUCCCUAUAAGUGUCCCAGAGCAACCUCAGGAUGUCCUGUAUUCACUCAGCCCUGACCUGAACAGCCCACAGCCUCCAGAUCCCCUCCUCCUCUUCUGCAUCGACACUUCUGGCUCCAUGACCAUCACCUCACAGGUCAUUGAGCAAGGUAAAAUAGUCCACAGAUCUCGACUUGAGUUUGUUCAAAAGGCUGUAUUGCACUGUGUACAAAGAUUGAGUGAACAACAACCAAAUACAAGAGUGGGGCUUAUAACGUUUAACUACAAAGUAAUUCUGCAUGGAUAUGAGAAUUACCCAACGCAUUACCUCAGCAGUGACGAGUUGAUUGACACUGAGUAUCUGAAAAAUUCAGCCGCCUCUUUCCCCAGUCCACCUCCUGUUUACAAGAAUAAGGACUACUUACAGAAACAAGUAAUGGGGUUAAAGGAAAGUGGGACUACAGCUUUAGGUCCAGCUGCUCUACUUACCAUUGCAAUGGCAUCCAGACACCCAGGGUCAAAGGUAAUAAUUUGCACUGACGGAAAGGCCAACACUGAACUGGGAAACCUAGAGGAGGAAGACAUCGAUGCUCGCACCCUUCUCUCCUCCACCAUCUUCUACCAGGACCUGGGGGAAUACGCAGCCAGUCAGGGUGUGACAGUGUCAGUAUUAUCGAUUGAGGGAACAGACUGCAGGUUGGAUGAACUUGGGAGACUAGCAGAUCGAACGGGAGGCAAAGUUGUCAUUGCAAGUCCUGAGAGGUUGCAUCAGGAGUUUGAAGAGAUUAUUGAGAAUAGGACAAUAGCCACACAUUGCACAGUGUCAUUUCUGCUGCCAAAUUCCUUACGAGUGAAAGGAGAAAGAGAAGCAAGUCACAAAGGAAUCCGAGAGGUGGGGAACAUUGACCCAGAAAAAGAGAUCACUUUUCAAUUUGGAGUUAAUGAUCAUGGAGCACAAGUUCCUCCUCCAGCUUCAGGCACCACAGUUUAUGUACAGCUCCAAGUCAGAUACAGAAAAAGAAAUGGACAGAAAAGGCUGCGAGUGAUAACUGCUCCCAGGGAGGUCACUAAUGAUAGCCCAUCAGCGCUGUCCUCCCUGUCUUUGCCUAUCAUUGAGCUCAACUCAUCUCAAGCCACUGCUGCUCUGGCCGUGCGGGGACGCUUUGUGGAUGCUGUUAAAGAGGGAGAGCAGCAGAAGAGGCUCAUAGAGAGGGCAAUUGCUCUUAAUGGCAGCAUAGAAGACAAAGAUAUGUAUCAAGAAUGGGUUAAAACCAUGGAGGCAAUCCACAAUAGCUUUAACAACUUCACAAGGAAAAAAUCUGUCACUUCAGAUUCACAGUCUCUUACUGAUGCUGGUGCUGCACUGCUCUACACUAUGAAGCACAGUAACAGGAAGUCCAUCCAUAUUCACUGAAGAACAAACAUAGACAGCCUUUCACCUCCUUGGAUCAGACUCAAGCCUGUAGGACAAGUAUUAUGUUGUGUAUAUACUGGACUGCAGCUGAAAGGCAGACAUGAUAGGUAUGAUAGAUGGUCAGUACUUUAGGACUAUUGUAAAGUUUGAAAUAAUAUACUACUGUCACCACAAAUAUUGUAUUGUGCCUGUGUCCAGUCACUUUUUUAAAAAUAAUGUGAACAUUGUAUGCUAUUUCAAGAAAGUGGCACAAUCAGUAAAUCUGUAAAAAAAAAAAAAAAAAAAGCUCAGCUGCCUCCCCUGGUUCUGUAAUUUGCAGAUUUUUGGAAGAUGUUUCUACACAUUUCUUAUAUAAUCAUUUAUUGAUCAAGGAAAAUAAAAGGCACAGAAAUCCAUAUACUGCAGUGUAUUUUUAAAACUUCUUUAAUUCUUCUAGUAUUAUAUGAUAUAGGGGUAAUUGCAAAAGUUAAAAGUAAAUAUAGAUUUGUUGAGGUGUAUGUGUCUAUGAAUGUGCAUUUAUUACUUGGGCAAUAGCUAAUACUUUAAUUAAAAUGCCUCAUCAUAUUGCA